Molecule: messenger RNA, 1015 nt
Organism: Glycine soja
Lineage: Eukaryota; Viridiplantae; Streptophyta; Magnoliopsida; Fabales; Fabaceae
Product: chloroplastic import inner membrane translocase subunit TIM22-2-like
Exons: 5
Coding region: 35-748 (237 amino acids)
Biological process (GO): protein targeting to chloroplast; protein insertion into mitochondrial inner membrane
Cellular component (GO): TIM22 mitochondrial import inner membrane insertion complex; chloroplast envelope
Molecular function (GO): transmembrane protein transporter activity
Source: RefSeq, a predicted model, not a curated record
CGGUGGAAGGGGUAAAACGACGACGUGGUGGAGGAUGUUGCGAAGGGAUAACAUCACUCACUCCCACCCAAAAGAAUCAAGAAGAGAAGAAAAGCAAAGAGGAAGAAGACACAGAAGGAGAGGUUCAACAUCUUCUUCAUCUAUGGCGACGCCGGAUUCUGACGCUACCACUCAGCCUCAAGAUUCCGACACUGCUCCCAAUUCCAGUCCUCCCAACGCCCUCGUCCCCGCCGCUCCCGCCGUUUGCCUCCUUCGCUUCGCCACCGACUCCGCCGGCGGCGCUCUCAUGGGCUCCGUCUUUGGAUACGGUGCUGGAUUGUUUAAGAAGAAAGGUUUUAAAGGAUCCUUUGUAGAAGCAGGGUCUUAUGCAAAGACAUUUGCAGUUUUGUCUGGAGUUCAUAGUUUGGUUGUUUGCAUCUUGAAAAGGCUUAGAGGAAAAGAUGAUGUCAUUAAUGCGGGUGUUGCUGGAUGUUGCACUGGUCUUGCUCUAAGUUUUCCAGGUGCACCACAAGCUCUUCUGCAGAGCUGUCUCACUUUUGGGGCAUUUUCUUUUAUCAUGGAAGGGCUAAACAAGCAGCAACCAGCACUUGCAGUUCCCAUGUCCUGGAAAAAAACUGUGCAACACAAUGCAUGUCCUCCCUUGGUACUCCCCCUUCAACUCUCUCUUCCAGACGAACUAAAAGAUGCCUUCUCCUUUUUCUCCGAGUCUUUGAAGAAGCGCAGCAAGGGACCUUAUCCUACAUCUUGAUAAGAAAUUAGGAUAUCACGAUUUUCUAGCAUCUGUAGAUAAGAUGUGCACCCUUUGCCAUUUUAACUUUUAGGCUCCUUGUAUCGUUUGUCAACAUUUCUUUUUGAUGAACUUAAUUAAGGGUGACAUCAAAUUGUCCAAGGACAUGGGUUGUUUACUUGCUUCUGAGUUCCAAUAUGGCAUCUUAAUUCUACCAUGUUCUUUCUUGGUGGUUUGUUGAACUUGGACGGCCUAUUGAAUGAUGAUUGAUUUAGCUUGACCCGUGCA